AUGGAGAAAAUUGCCGACGAGUUUUCUAAAACGAUUCAAUACAGUUUAGAGAAAUCUAGUGAGGUAUCCCACAUUGUUGGCUCUGCUAUGUUUGCCUCUGUUUUCAACAUGGAUCAAUCGGCGGUCUACAUCGACAUGAACCCCAACACGACGAUCGACUUCGUAGGUGCCAAACAUAUCGACGUCGUCCAAGGAAUGACGGAAAAUGCUUUACAUCUUUUGCUUUUCUCUGUUCGUCCGCCAUCGGGGAGAAGCUCCAACCGAUGA
Molecule: messenger RNA, 267 nt
Organism: Phytophthora nicotianae INRA-310
Lineage: Eukaryota; Oomycota; Peronosporomycetes; Peronosporales; Peronosporaceae
Exons: 3
Coding region: 1-267 (88 amino acids)
Source: RefSeq, a predicted model, not a curated record